CAGUUUGUCUUUUCUUCUUUUCUAUUUCUACUUUUUCUUUUCAUCUUUUUAUAUAUACAUACAUAUAUAAUAUAUAUUAUUAUUAUUUGUAUUUUAGUUUCGUGGCAUGACUUCUGUGAAAAAAUAUACUCUUGCACCUGUACCUCAAACUUCUCGUGGUGAGAGUAUUAAACUCGGUACUGACCCCAAGGGAAAACACUUUUUAUAUACCAAUGGAAAAUCUGUCUUUAUUCGUGAUAUUGAAAAUCCUACACUGGCAACUGAAUAUACAGGUCACAAGUUUCAAGCAACCGUAGCAAGGUAUAGUCCUAGUGGAUUUUAUAUUGCUUCUGGAGAUAUUCAUGGCAAUGUUCGUAUUUGGGAUACUGUGAAUGAAGAUCACCUUUUGAAGAAUGAAAUCCGACCUAUUUCUGGCAAGGUUUCUGAUAUUGCAUGGGAUUGUGAUAGUAAACGUAUUAUUGCUGUUGGCGAAGGCAAAGAAAGAUUUGGACAUGCAUUUUUGUUUGAUACGCUUUCCUCAGUGGGUGAAAUUACUGGUCAUUCCAAGAUGAUCAAUAGUGUCAGUAUUCGUCAACAACGUCCUUUCCGUUCUGUUACUGCUUCCGAUGAUAUGACUGUGGCCUUUUCUCAUGGUGUUCCUUUCAAAUAUGACAAAACCAUUCGUGAUCAUACUCGUUUUGUUCAUGCUGUCCAAUUCUCUCCUAAUGGUGAUCACUUUGUUAGUGCUGGUGCUGAUGGAAAGAUGUUUUUGUAUGAUGGCAAGACCGGUGAUAAAGUGGAAGAAUUGACUUGUGAUGAACGUGGUCACUCUGGUGGUAUCUUUUCUGUAGCUUGGUCUCCUGAUAGUACUCAACUCUUGUCAUCCUCUGCGGAUUGUACUGCCAAGAUCUGGGAUAUCUCCACAAAAAAGGUGGUCAAUACAUUUGAAUUUGGAACUUCAAUUGAUGAUCAACAAGUAGGAAAUUUGUGGCAAGGCGACUGGUUGAUUAGUACAUCUUUAUCUGGGGAAUUUAACUACCUUGACAAGAACAGUGGCAAGGUAUCAAGACAUGUGGAUGGACACAGCAAGGCAAUCACAGCCUUAGCAGUGACACCUGAUGAUACUUUAUUCACUGGUUCCUAUGAUGGUCGGGUAUAUGGCUGGUCUUAUGGUGAUGAGAAAGAACAUACCAAGGCAGUACGGUUGGACGGUGAAGGCCAUGCCAAUCAAGUGACCUCAUUGGCUGUUUCCGAAGCUUCUUUGUUCUCUGUUGCUAUGGAUGAUACUCUACGCAAACGCAAGAUUGCGGACAAGGCCUUGGAUGUCAAGACAAUCUCUACAAAUGGUUUGCCUCGUUCUUUAGCAGUAUCGGAGGAUGGAUGGACUUCUUUGGUGACAACCAGUAAUGUACAAAUCUAUGAUACUAAGGAUCUUCAGAAAUUGGAACAACAUGAUCAAUUGGACUUUACCCCUACUGUGAUUGAUGUCAAGAAAGAUCAAGUGUUGAUUGGUGGGGAAGAUAGCAAAGUCCGAGUGUAUGUACGCAAAGAUGGGAAAUUAUCAUUGACAGGUGAAUUAACCAAGAACAUGGGUCAAAUUACAGCAUUGGCUAUACAUCCAACGGAGGAUCUGGUGGCUGUAGGAGAUAGUGUUGGCAAAAUUUAUUUGUAUGAAGUGGCUAGUACUAAAGUGGUUGUGCAAAACUGGGUAUUCCAUUCUGGUCGAAUCACUCAAUUACAGUGGUCUCCUUGUGGUAUGUUCCUGGUGAGUGGAAGUCUGGAUACCAAUGUAUAUGUAUGGAAUCGAGCCAAACCAUUUAGUAAGGUGGCGAUCAAGAAUGCUCACGUGGAUGCUGUCAAUGGUGUUGCCUUUUUGAACAAGCAAGAGAAUGAUUCACUUCAAGUGGUUAGUGUGGGUCAAGAUGCUGCUAUUCAUAUUUAUUCUAUUACCAAACCUCAAUAGAUUAUUUAUUUAUUUUUUUUUUUAUUUGAUGAUUCAAUAUAAUAAAUAAAAGAAAAGAAUGGUUGAUUUUAUAGUGUGGAUGAUUGG
Halteromyces radiatus is the source of this 2029-nucleotide messenger RNA. Its product is annotated as WD40-repeat-containing domain protein. The transcript has 8 exons. Lineage: Eukaryota; Fungi; Mucoromycota; Mucoromycetes; Mucorales; Cunninghamellaceae. The record is from RefSeq and is a predicted model, not a curated record. Gene Ontology annotation, cellular component: cortical actin cytoskeleton. Gene Ontology annotation, biological process: actin filament depolymerization; positive regulation of actin filament depolymerization. Bases 107 to 1942 code for a protein of 611 amino acids. Gene Ontology annotation, molecular function: actin filament binding.